Molecule: messenger RNA, 3810 nt
Organism: Alternaria rosae
Lineage: Eukaryota; Fungi; Ascomycota; Dothideomycetes; Pleosporales; Pleosporaceae
Exons: 4
Coding region: 1-3810 (1269 amino acids)
Biological process (GO): carbohydrate metabolic process
Source: RefSeq, a predicted model, not a curated record
AUGGCAGUUGAAAUCGACGACCACCAGGACAUCUUCGCCGCCGCCAGCGUGGCUCAGAUCCAUGAAGCCCUCGGCCAAUUGCAUGAGCAGGAGGCCAGCGUGACCCAGCGCCUAAACGCCCUCAUCGCCUCGCAGAAGGAUCUCUCGCGCGAACUCGGUCGCCUCGAUCUGCUGCGCGCCCACCUCGGCACCCAAGCGGUCAACACGCGAGCCAUUAGCAGUGGCAUGCUCUCCGACGCCGCCUCGACUGCGAACCGAAUCUCCAGCGCCGUCAAGCGAUUAGACCAGGAACAGUCCAAUGUCAAGGCGACACUCGAGGUGGUGGAGCAGGUGGCGGAGCUGAAGGCAUGUGUGCUGGGCGUACAUGGGUCUAUGGGAGCUCCCCAGGACUGGGAGACGGCAGCGGGCUAUCUCAGUCGCGCCGCGAAGAUACCCGACGAUGUCGUAAACGGCAGCUUCGCAGAGGAGAUCGUGCCCACUGCCGAGGUGCCUGAUCCGCCCCGCGUGACACUAGAUGCAGCAGCAGAGUCACUGUGUGGUCUUUUCUUGCGCGAGUUUGAAAAGGCAGCGCAAGAAGGCGACGGCUCCAAGGUGACGAGGUUCUUCAAGCUGUUCCCCUUGAUCGGACGGACAAAUGUAGGCUUGGAUGCAUAUGGCCGCUAUGUCUGCCAGGGAGUAGCCUCAAGGGCGCGGACAAACUUCAACUCGGCCGCGCCUGCCCAAAGGAAUGAGGGCUUCUUCUACGGCAAUACCAUCACCAAGUUGUUCGAGCACAUCGCACAAAUUGUCGAUGGUCAUGAGCCGCUGGUAGAGCGUCACUAUGGACCCGGCAUGAUGCAGAAGGUCAUUGAACGUCUGCAAAUUGAGGCUGAUGUCCAGGGUGGCAUUGUGCUCGACACAUGGCAUGAAGAGCGCCACAUUGACCGCAAACUUACCGAUAUCAAAUCGUAUGCCUUUUCCUUUCUCGUUCAAAGCUUCCUCCCUUCGCAAAAACCUGCUUCUGGAACACCUCGCUCUAGCUCACCAGCCAACGGUGCUGGUCGGACGAGUGAAGAUGAAGGGGUUGAUAUGAAAGAGAUUGACGGCUUGCUCGGAGAGGGGGCGCUGAUGCUGGGUCGAUAUGCAUUGUAUGCGCGCUUUCUCUCCGACAAGUGUGCUCCCUCUGAACCUGAGGAUCGCAUAGACUACGGCUUGGUGAUGCCCAACUUCUUAGCUACCAGUAACCUCCACAAAAAAGUCAACAGCCAUCUCAUCGAGCCUGUCAAUGCCAUGACAACCUUCUUCUUCCGUCGAUCAGUGGAAAAGGCCUUUCAAUUGGACGAGGCACCAGCAGAUCUUACGCUCAACCCAACCAAGCCUCUCGGGUCCAACCCACCCUUCAUCACCUCUGCCGUGGACGAUGUCAUGUACAUUGUCAAUCAGGUCAUUCAGAGAACAUUAGCAACCUCGCAACGUGCCGUAGUCUCUAGCGUUGUGCCUGCGGUCAGCCACAUUCUAGGCGCGGAGUUCAUCGGUAUGAUACAACGAAAAAUGCGCGAUGAAAGCUACCCCAAGCCCGUUAUACAGGGCGGUCUUCCUCCUGAGGACAAGGUCAUUGCAUUCCUUGUGCUCAUCAACAAUCUCGAUAUCGCGAACGACUACGUCAAGCGCAUAGUUCAGCAGCAACUGGGCCGACAAUCACAAGGCGGCGAAGAGGAUGUGAAGUCGCCGUUGCACGACCUCUUUCCAUUCGGACAUGACGCAGUGUUUGUGGAGAAUACAUUGAAAGCAAUGGAGAAAGCCUUUGCGUCCAAGAGCGGGGAUCUGCUCAACGACGGCAUCACCGUACUGUUCUCCAACGUACUCAAGCCUCGCAUUCGACCCAUCCUAGCCGAAGCAUUCCGAGACGUCAGAUACGAUCCUGAGGACGGCGAGAAUGAAGACGAAGAGGAGGAGGACGUUGAUGUCGUAAAGUCGCGUUUCGACCGCGGCUGGGGAGUUGUAAUCCGUCCUAUCAAGCGCAUCUUGACCUCAGCAAACUUCGACCGACUCCUCGCUUUAGGUCUGAACUCUCUUGCGUCUUCACUCGAGAAGCGCAUUAAGAGCUACUACGGCAGAGUGAAUGAGUUGGGCGCUGUCAGACUCGAGCGCGACAUAUCUGGUAUCAUCACAGCGGCUACAAGUGGCGGCGCAUAUUCACUCCGCGAUGUUUUCCAAAAGAGCACGCAAAUGACUCUGAUUCUAAACAUGGAAGAUGACGAGUUCGCAGAAGUAGCGAAGGAUACAUCAGGCGAUUCGGGUAUACCCUGGGUUUUGGACGUAGAGGAGAGGAAGCGAAACUACGCCGCGCAAUACCACGAACCCUUCACACAGGGGACGUGGAAUUUGAGUUAUGCUAGACCGAUUGUGCCGUGUCGGACGUAUCGGUCGGAAGAGGUGGAGAAGACGAUUGAGCGGUUACGGGGUGUUAUUAAGGAUCCUGAUCUUUUUCGCAUAUUCGAGAAUACAUGGCCAAGUACACUAGACACGACCAUUGCAUGGCGAGGAUGGUCAAACACAACUAGCGACCCAGACUCAUUGGAAGGACCUCUCAUGAGCAUGAAGCCCGAAGAACUUACCUUUGUCAUCACGGGCGACAUCGAAGCAAUGUGGCUGCGCGAUUCUGCCAACCAACUCCAAGCAUAUAUCUCGGUUUUGAAUCAAGACGACAGUCAUGACAGUCUAGCUGGUCUAUUUCGGGGAGCCAUAAAUCUACAAGCACGCUACAUUCUCGAAAACGCGUUUUGCAACGCCUUCCAAGCACCGGAUGAGAGCGGUGUUGAACAUAAGAGCUCUAUGAACAGCGAUCGUAUCACCCCGUCGUUUGACUACUACAAAGUCUUCUCCUGCCAAUGGGAACUUGAUUCCUUGGCAUCCUUCCUACAACUCUCCGUCGACUACGUCACAGCCACAAAAGACUACGAGUUCUUCGAGAAAAGCAGUAACUGGACCAAAGCCGUUGAAGUGGUGUUGAACACCGCAGAAAGCAUGACGAUAGAUUCUUACACCGAAGACGGCGAAUGGCAGCACACGCCAUACACGUACUGCGCUCCCUAUGGCGGCACACCGAUAAAUAACUGCAACGGCAGUCCGCAUAAAGGCAACAUCGGUCUCGUUCGAUCAUUCCACCGUCCCAGCGACGAUGCAUGCACAUACCAGUAUCUCAUCCCCUCCAACAUGAUGUUCUCCUCCGCGCUCAACACCUCCUCAACGAUAAUGUCGCGCAUCAUGUCCCGCGAGAACCCACUAGCCGCACGCAUGCAAGCCCUCAGCACAGCGAUCAACCGGGGCGUGGAGAAAUACGGUAUAGUCAACGAUCCCAACUUCGGCAAGGUAUACGCGUACGAAGUCGACGGCUAUGGCUCGGUGAAUAUCAUGGAUGACCCGAAUGUGCCUUCUUUACUCUCGGCACCAUUUUUGGGGUACACGACACUUCGCGAUCCGAUAUACCAGAAUACACGUCGGAAGAUUCUGAGCAGGGAUAACCCGUACUAUGCCGUCGGACCGGUUAUUACCGGUGUAGCGAGUCCGCAUACACUGCCUGGUAGACCAUGGCCCAUGGCGCUCAUCAUGACUAUUCUGACGAGUGAGGAUGAUGACGAGAUCGUUCAGAAUUUGAUGUGGUUGGUGCAAAGUACCGAUGGGUUGGGCCUGAUGCAUGAGAGUGUUCAUGCGAGGGACAAGGGCGUGUGGAGUCGGCAGUGGUUUAGUUGGGCGAAUGGUUUGUUUGGGCAGAUGAUAUUGGAUUUGGAGAGGAGGAAGCCGUGGGUAUUGGGUAUGAGCUUCCAAUAG